AUGUUAAGACGCAUGUUCAUGAAUGCGAUCUGCAGCUGGAGAGCUUUACUGACCUUUUGUGUUUGUGGAGUUAUUGCACUCUUUCUCAAUCUCCCUCUGCAACCUAUUAAAUCUGUCACUCAAAAUCAAAUCCUGACGAAUGCUUCCAAAGUUGUGGUAUUCAAUCGAGUCCCCAAAACCGGCAGCACAACUGUGGUUCGCAUAUUCGAAACUCUUAGCGAGCGAAACAACUUCCACGUUUAUCGAAUUGCCAUCUUCAAUCCCACUCAACUUAUUAAUCCUCUCUCCCAUAAAGCUUUCGUGGAGGAGGUUAGGAUGCUAUCUCAGGACUUUAAUCUCCUAGUUCAUGGUCACUUUUAUUAUAUCAAUUUCCGCAGGUACGGCAUUAACAUUGACUAUGUUUACAUAAAUUGUUUGCGAAACCCGUUGGAGAGGCUUGUUUCAAAGUAUUAUUUCAUGCGUUUCGGAGAUUAUCACCGACCUAACACUCAAAGACGCCGCAUGACAAACGAUAGCCUUCAAACGCAAACAUUUGAAGAGUGCGUUGAAAAUGGAGGUGAAGAUUGUGACCCCAGGCAUCUCUGGGUUCAGAUUCCAUUCUUCUGCGGCAGUGCGGCAUAUUGCAGCAUUCAUGGCAACCCCGAGGCACUAAAAACUGCAAAGCGUCGACUAAUAGAGGACUAUCUUCUAGUAGGCGUCCUGGAAUACUUCACUGAGUUCAUGGAGCUAUUAGCUCAUCUCAUACCCGAAUAUCUCACCGGUAUUGAACAGACGAAAGAUGUUAAAAUUGGUGGUCAGCCAUUAUGGCAUUUACGGAAGACUAAGCUAAAGGCACCAAUCCAACAGAACACACUCAACGUGUUUCGGAACAAUAAUAUUUGGCGGAUGGAGGAGGAGUUUUACGAGUUUGCAAGAUCUGAAUUCCUUAGUCGUUAUCAGCGCUAUAAGCACACACUUUUUGAUUGGAAUAAAUGGAGGAAAUCAGUCUUUAUUCGUAGCAUCUGA
This is a messenger RNA of Hydatigera taeniaeformis, 1005 nucleotides long. NCBI's taxonomy places the organism in Eukaryota, Metazoa, Platyhelminthes, Cestoda, Cyclophyllidea, Taeniidae. The record is from the annotation of a GenBank genome assembly.